Lactuca saligna is the source of this 1671-nucleotide messenger RNA. The record is from the annotation of a GenBank genome assembly. NCBI's taxonomy places the organism in Eukaryota, Viridiplantae, Streptophyta, Magnoliopsida, Asterales, Asteraceae.
AUUUAAUAUCUACCAAGCAUCUCUAUAUAUUUUGAUGUCUCUGUAUCGUCAAAUUCAUAAUUCUAUCUUCAGUUAGAAAACAUGGAGUUCUCUGUCCCGUUUUCAACAAGCAUAGCCACCGUCUUCUUUGCUGUUGUACUAACAUUCCUACUGAAAAUCUUGAAACCAAAAGGUGGAAAGAAAGGAGAGAACAGAGCCCCACCUCAAGCAAAGGGCAAAUGGCCUGUAAUCGGACACCUACACCUUUUAGGUUCAUCCGGAUUACCUCACAGGGUGUUAGCUAAAUUAUCAGAAACAUAUGGCCCUAUCUUCACCAUGAAGCUUGGUGUUCACAAUGCUUUGGUAGUGACUAGCGGCGAGAUAGCAAAAGAGUGCUUUACAGUAAACGACAAGGCCUUUUCAAGUCGACCCAAGUUGAUGGCAGUGGAACUCAUGGGCUAUAACUAUGCCAUCUUCGCUCUUACUCCUUAUGGGGACUACUGGCGACAAGUGCGCAAGAUCAUCAUGCUCCAGGUUCUCUCUCCAAAACGAGUUGAGAUGCUUGCACCUAUUCGUGUUUCAGAGCUUAGAGCAUCCAUGGCAGAGAUAUAUGAGGCUUGGUUAAAGAAUAAAGAGACUACAGGAUCAGACGCUGUGAAGCUUGAUAUGCAAGAAUGGUUUGGGACCUUUAUGUUGAAUGGUCUUUUAGGGGUUGUUGCUGGAAAGAGGCUUUCGCUCCAUGAUGAAGAAGGGGUUCGAUUUCAAAAUGUGGCUAGGAAAUUCUUUCAGUUAUUAGGCGCAUUUGUGGUGUCUGAUUUUAUUCCAUCUCUGAAGCGUUUCGAUAUAGGAGGAUACGAGAGAGAUAUGAAAAAAACUGGAAAAGAGAUGGACGAGAUCUUUGAUGGGUGGUUAGAGGAGCAUAAAAGAAAGAGAAAGUCUAAGCAGCAAAACGAAGGCAACCAAGUCCUUAUGGAUGUGCUCAUUUCCAUUGUUGAAGGUUCUUCCGAAGAGGAAUUCCCGGGUCAUGACCAUGAUACUAUAGUCAAGGCUACAUGUUUGACCAUGCUAAUUGCUGGAUUGGACACAACAGCUGUGACUUUAACAUGGUCUUUGUGUUUGCUGCUUAACAACCCAAGAACUAUAAAAAUUGCCCAAGAUGAAAUUGAUGAGCAUGUUGGAAGGAAUAGGCCAGUAGAGGAGUCAGACCUAAAGAAUUUAGUCUACAUUGAUGCGAUCUUCAAAGAAACAUUGCGUCUAUACGCACCUGGACCUCUUGGGCUUCCUCAUGAAACCAUGGAGGAUUGUGUUGUUCAGGGCUACAAUAUCCCCAGUGGAACACGUUUGCUGUUAAACCUUUGGAAAAUUCAUCGUGAUCCAAAUAUUUGGCCAAAUCCGGAAGAAUUUAAGCCUGAAAGAUUCCUGACAACUCAUAAAGAUAUUGAUGUCAAGGGAAACCAUUUUGAAUUGCUUCCUUUUGGUACUGGAAGAAGAGUGUGCCCUGGUAUUUUAUUUGCUCAGCAUGCUUCACGUUUAGCGUUAGCUACUUUAAUACAACAGUUUGAGAUGAAAACCCCAGGAAAUGAACCCGUUGAUAUGGAAGAGAUCUUUGGAGUGACUUGCAGCAAAGCAACCCCACUUGAUGUUCUCCUCUCCCCUCGUUUGUCACUUGAUAUGUACCCUGUUGGUGCAUGA